Bombus pascuorum is the source of this 3819-nucleotide messenger RNA. RefSeq lists its product as uncharacterized. The record is from RefSeq and is a predicted model, not a curated record. The transcript is spliced from 8 exons. The coding region runs from base 354 to 3755 and encodes 1133 amino acids. NCBI's taxonomy places the organism in Eukaryota, Metazoa, Arthropoda, Insecta, Hymenoptera, Apidae.
AAAUUGUCUGUAAUAGUAACUGUAAGUAUCUAGACUAAGACAUUAGUAUCUCCGAAUACGUGAAUAUUAUACAAAAAAUAAACAAUUUAUAUUUAAGGUGGUAUUCAUAUAACAUAAAUGAUUUUUAAAUAUCAAUGAUCAAAGUGAAAUUUAAUAUAUAUCAAGAAAUUAUGUAUUUGUUGAGAAACAACUCGCAUAUUUACAGAUUGUGACAACGGUGUUUGCAAAUAAUAAUAAUAAUAUGUAUCAUAAAAUUUUGUUACAAUUUUAGAAACAUUUAAUUGGUAUGACAACAUUGUAAUACUAUUAUUGGAAACGAAGAUCUCAAACAUCGUAAAUAGAAAAACGUGAAUAUGUGUGAUCUUAUAGAUUUAGAUAGCCCUGACAGAAAGGGUUCAUUAAGUUCAAGACUUGCAUCGCCUUUAAUACCAGCUCCUACAGAUAUUAUAUGCAAUAACUAUAAUACUCGAAUGAACGAAACAAGUUCUCUAAUGAUAGGAAAACGAGAUAGUUUAGAAAAUAAUCCUUUUGAUAUGGUGCUACAUAAAACUACGGAAUAUAUUCAGAAAAAGGAUGACCCUUUUGAAAUAACUUUAGAAAAAGCAUUGAAAAUAAAAUGCAAAAAGAAUACCUAUUUAAGAUCAGGUUCCUUUGAUUUACCAGAUAGUCGUAUUUCUAAGAAGAAAAAUAGACAAAAGUUAAAACUGAAUAAAACAUUAGAUGAGUUUUUAAUUAAUGACAAAUUAAAUCUAGACAAUACAAAAGCUAAUAAAAUAACUAGUAAAAGUAUAAUUGUUAAUUCAGGUAAUACUAAUAUAUUAAGCAAUAAUUUUAAAUCAGAUAAUGUUAUACCUACCAUUAAUGUUCAAGAUCUUGAUUUAUCCAUCUUGAAUCAAUCUGUGAUGAAUGAUACGUUAUUUGAAGAAAACAGUGAAUCAAAUAAAAAUGAAAUAAAAUCUAUUUUACAAAAAGAAAUGUUAGUUCCUCAUGCAACUUUAAAAAUUACAAAAUCUAGACGUUCUUUUUCACAAGGAGGAACAUCUCCAAAGAGAUCAGAAUGUCCAUAUCAAAUAUCAUUAUCUGCAUCAUUAAGAACUAAUUCUAAUAGUACAAGUAACAUCUCUUCCUUAAAUUCGCUUGACAUGCUAAAUGAAGGAUUCUUAAAAAGUGAUAGUGGAAGUUCUAUAUCUUCAAAUUUGUCAAAUAUUUCUUCUAUACCUAAAUUAAAUUCUGUUUCUUCAACUAUUAGUUCAUCACUAAUGUUAUCAAAUGGAACUAUGAAUCGAACAUUCCUAGAAAGCUGUUCGUCAGAAAGAUCAGAAAAUACAAAAUUAACUGAAGGUGAAGAUCAUAAUAAAGAAAGAGAAUCUGUAUUAUCACCAACAAAGAAUUUAGAGAUUUCUGUAGCAAAUGUAUCAACAAGAUCCUCAUUGUCUGAUUUAACAGACCGUUUUAAUAAACUUAAAGCAAGAUUAUCAGGGAUUCACAUUCCUCAAAAUUGUACCAGUAAUAAAGAUGAACUCACAUAUAAUUCUCCCAGUGAUAUAAAAGAAUGUACAACUGUAACUGAAAGAAAUGAAAUGUGUGAUAUAAAUAAUAAGUUAAUAGAUGUUGAUAUUUUCACACCAGACAAUAAUUGUAGCAAUGAACACUAUAAAAGUACUAUUUCAGAUACAUCAUCAGAUUCUGUAUUCCUAGAAGGAAAUAAGAUUAAUAAAUCAAUACUUCAGGAAGCAAAACUUCUUGCAAAAACUUUUGAAGAAUUGGCUAUAAAAACCAGUUCGGGCUCAAGCAUUGAUGAUCUCAUUACAAACAAUCCUUCAUGGACAUUAGAGUUGUUACCAGCAUUUGACGAUGAAACUUCAGAAAAUUUAAUUGAAUUGCCUGUAUCUCCUGAUGGACCUGGUUCAAAAUCAAAAAAUAUAAAAGUUACAGAGAAUAAAGAUAAUGAGUCAUAUAAAGAUAGAAAAAACGAAUUUAGUAAUAAAAUGAAAAAAGAUGUGGAAGAUUUAGAAAUGGAACUUGUUGAACCAAUAUCAAUGGAAAAACGUACUACAGCAGUAACACUUUUACUAGAUCUUAAAAAAUUAAUCAAAACAGAAAAGAAUAUAGAAGCAAAUAAAUUAUUGGAAAAUUUGGAGAAAGUUUUAGGCAUUAAUUGUGAGAACAAUACCGAAUUAUUAACUACUUAUUUUAACGCAACCAAUAAUUUAUCAAAGAGUCCACCAAAAUCAAGUAGUAGUUUGGAAGUAAUUAAAAAUGUGGCAGAAAAUAAUAUGGAAUAUAGCAAAGAAGGUAAUUUGACUGGUGAUUCAACAGAAAGUAUUAAAGAAUCAGUAUUCUUUGAAGACAUAAAUUUGAAUGAUGUAAAUACGAGUAAAUGUAUUGAUAAUCAAAAGUACUUAAAUAAUAUAAAUAAUAAAUGUGAAACUUCAGAAAUCGGAAUAAAUAUUGAAAACAUAAACAAAGAAAAAGAUAAAAAUGAAUUUAAUGCUCAAAAAAUAUCUGAAAACGAUUCUUUUUGUAAACAGAAAAAUAACAGUCCAUUGAACGAAAAAGUGGUAAUCGAACUGCUUGCAAACAUAGGAAAAUUAAUAUGUAGGCAGACUGAAGAACAUCCAACUUUGGAUAUACUUAAAAAUUUAGAAAAGGUAUUAAAUGUUGCUUCCAAUAAUUGUAAUGUUGAUAAAGAUACAAAAAGUAAGAAUGAUUAUAUAGAAAUUCAACAAACUCCAAAAAAAUCAAAACUAAAAUCUGAAAAUGAGAAGCAGUCAUCGUUUCUAUCGAAAUCGGUUAAUAGAUUAAGUUUAAACUUAGGACCAAAAAAGCAAACAAUUAGUAAAAAUUUUACUAGAAGAAGUGUAUCUGUAUCUCAAACACCACCAGUUAAAACUCAGUCAGGUCCAUUAAUAUCUGCCAAUAAAGAUACAUCUCAAUUGAAGGAAGUAACAAAACGUUUUCCUAGUGAUCCUGGUUUUGUUAGCCCAGUAUUGAAUAAAAAAGUCAUUAUAAAUAACAAUAAAAAUCAAUUACCAAGAGAUAUGCAAACUAAAACGGGAGCAACCUUAGACCUACAGAAAGAAAAAACUUCGAUGAUAUGUACAGUUAAAAAUAGAUUUAAGAAGAAGAUAGACACUGAUAUAAUAAAUAAAAAGGGACCAAUGAAAGCUAUUCUUCCUAUAGGAAAUAUGCAAAAAAGAGAAACUAUUAAUAAAAAAAUAACUUCAUCUAUUGGAAGUACAACACCACCUCAUAAGAUAAUUAGUAGUACACCUAAUUCCACAACCAACGGACUUCAACCAGUAAAAAAAUCGCGAUCUUCAAAACCGGUAGCUUCAUCAACUCCAGAUACUGAACAAUCUAAAAUGCGAAAAGUACAAUCGCAUGUAGCUAACAGCCCAAAAAAACGCAACUUUUCUUGUGACAUUUCACCAGUAACUACACGUGUAAAUGUCAGUAAUAAUAGUGGGCUAAAUAAUAGUCCAAGAAGAAGUAAUAAAUUACCAUCUCCAAAGAAAACGACACCUAAACGUCGACCAACAGAAUCUGGUAUUCCAAAGGCACAAACACCUCCUAUAAGCAAACGAUUACAUUCUUCAUUCGAGGUCAAAAAUGGAAACAAUAUCCAGCGAAGUCCAUUAAGGGAUAGUAACAAACUUAUCCAUAAAGUAAAGCCGACCAAUUUGAUCUCAAAACUUCAGCGGCACAGUUUUACAAGUACAAAUGUGAUGGACAAAGAAAACAGCUAUAUUUAAUUUAUAAAAUUCCUUUAUAAUUGAUAAUGGUUGUAUUAUUAAACAUACAUAAAGUUUUUUACAA